GCUGUGCUUUCAACUUACUGCCUGCGUUCAUCUUUAGGCAAGUGGGUCUGCGGCAUGAGCUUGUAUGAAGAAAAGCCUCGGUCCAAGUGUGUUAUCUAUUCUUUCGGUGUUAAUUACGAGACGCGGUUCGAAGGCGAAAUGCUUGAUCGAACCGAGUGCGAGAUUUGGGCAUACGAUGCCUCGGUUCAGCAGAUGGGUCCAGAAACCCAUGGUCGCCCAGGGGCGUACUUCAGACCAUACUUUGUCGGCGAUAAGGACUAUGUGGAUCGAAAGAGCAUUCCAUGGCGAACACUGCGCUCACUCAUGAAGGAGAAUGGUCACGACUGGAUCGAUAUUCUCAAGAUUGACAUCGAGGGAUCCGAAUACCCGACUUUUAACGCCAUGAUGGACGACUUUGAUGUCUUGCCGUUCUCGCAGCUGCAGAUCGAGCUCCAUGUGGAUCGGAAGCAUGUUGCCUUUAGCGACUUUUUGCAUUGGUGGCAAAAACUCGAGUCCAAGGGUCUGCGGCCUUUCUGGACAGAGGUCAACCUGCACACGGCCCUGAACUUUGCCACACCUUGGGCAUCCGAGUACUGUUUCAUCAACACACGCGGACCCCCUUCAAAGAAUCUACUUCUUCGCGAUUAUGAGAAUUAGACUAAUAGCUAGACGGACAAGUAACAAGUCCCGACCAAACCUUAAUACAGUGUCCAACUUUGAAGCAUUAUAACUCGGCUCCUCAGCGGCGUGAGAGAC
Molecule: messenger RNA, 735 nt
Organism: Gamsiella multidivaricata
Lineage: Eukaryota; Fungi; Mortierellomycota; Mortierellomycetes; Mortierellales; Mortierellaceae
Product: methyltransferase domain-containing protein
Exons: 2
Coding region: 55-636 (193 amino acids)
Source: RefSeq, a predicted model, not a curated record